CCAGGGAAAAGGCCCGUCUGUUUCUACGGCAUGUGGAGAGCCAUGCUGCUGUUGGUUUGUGUUUGCACAUGGCUGACAGCCCAGACCCAGGGAGCUCUGGUUGUUUCCCACAGAGAUGCUCUGACAGAGGACACCAAAGAAACAACGGGCAUCAGGUCAAUAAAGAAAAGAAGCACAAACUCUGAAAACGUGGAGGUGUACAGUCUGAAGGUGCACUGCACUGUGGCUUCCCGUUUCGCCCACACAGUCAUGACCUCUACGGCUCUGAACAAAGCAAACACCUCCCAGGAAAUCUUUUUCGAAGUGGAGCUACCAAAGACCGCCUUCAUAAGCAACUUCAGCAUGGAAAUCGAAGGUCAGGUGUACACUGGGGUAGUGAAGGAGAAAGAGAAAGCCAAGAAACAGUAUGACAAGGCUGUUUCCUCAGGAAAAACUGCUGGACUGGUCAAGGCCUCUGGGAGAAACAUGGAGAAGUUUUCGGUGUCGGUCAACAUUGCCAGUAAUAGCAGCGUGACCUUCACUCUGACGUACGAGGAACUCCUGAAGAGGAAUUUUGGACACUACGAGAUUUUGACCAGAGUUAAACCAAAACAACCAGUGCAGGAGUUUCAGAUUGUGACCAACAUCUACGAGCCCCAGGGCAUUGCAUUUGUUGAGGCCACUGCAACUUUCCUCACCAAUGACCUGGUCCCACUGGUGGAUAAAACUGUCACAGACACAAAGGCACACAUCUCUUUCUCACCAACUCCGGAGCAGCAGAGGAAAUGUCCCGGGUGUGAAGGGACCUUAAUUGAUGGCGAUUUUAUCAUCAAGUAUGAUGUGACACGAGAGAAGAGCCUGGGGCAGGUUCAGAUUGUGAAUGGAUACUUUGUGCACUUCUUUGCUCCACCUGACCUGCCCAGAGUCCCAAAGAACGUGGUGUUUGUGAUCGACAGGAGCGGAUCAAUGUCUGGAAGAAAGAUUCAACAGACCCGGGAUGCGAUGGUUUCCAUCCUGAAAGAGCUCCACAAGGAGGACCACUUUGCUAUUAUCCUGUUUGAUGAUCAAAUAAUCACCUGGAAGAACAAUCUUACCAAAGCAUCAGAGGGAAAUGUGUCUAAAGCCAUCAGUUACAUCAGGAAGUUAAAGGACAGCGGAUCCACUAAUAUUAAUAGUGCCGUGUUAAGAGCAGUGAGGAUGCUGGUGAGAGAAAGAGAAAAGAAGAACCUACCAGAGAGGAGCACAGAUAUGGUUAUUCUACUGACAGAUGGGAUGCCAAACAGCGGAGAGUCUAACGUGGAGAAGAUUCAGGAGAAUGUGCGCUCUGCUAUCGGAGGGAAAAUGUCCUUAUUCAGUCUUGGAUUUGGAAAUGAUGUACGUUACUCCUUCCUUGAUGUGAUGAGCAGACAAAACAAAGGACUGGCCCGCAGAAUUUUUGAGGGUUCAGAUGCAUCACUUCAGCUACAGGGUUUCUAUGAGGAGGUGUCCAGUCCUCUGCUAUUGGACGUGGACCUGCGUUAUCCUGACAACGCGGUGGAGGCCUUGACCAAAAAACAGUACAGCCAGUUGUUUAACGGCUCAGAGAUUGUAGUAAGUGGUCGGGUAACGGACAAUAACCUGGAUAACUUCUUGGUGGAAGUGUUUGCCAAGGGGCCUGAGGAGGAUUUCUCAGUGCAGGGAAAGGCCAGUGCACUAGACUUUGACGUGGUCUACCCAGACCAGGACUACAUUUUUGGGGACUUCUCAGAGCGUCUGUGGGCUUAUAUCACCAUCCAGCAGCUUCUAGAGAAAAGUGAUAUCGGAUCUCAGGAGGAGAAAGACAACACCACAGCAAAGGUCUUGGAAAUGGCUCUGCGAUACAACUUUGUCACCCCUCUCACCUCCAUGGUAGUCACCAAGCCUGAAACUGAGGAUGGAGCAGACAGCCCGCUCAUCGCUGACAAACUCACUGAAGAUCAGCGCCAGAAAGCAGAAAGGAGCAGAGGUUCCUUUGCUCAGAGUACAGGCACAAGUAGACACUCACCCGUAUCUUUAGCGAAGACCUUCAGCUCCAGACGUUCCAAAGUCCGUCUCUCCAGACCUGUCACCCAAUUUGAUGCGGAUGGUGAUCCCCAUUUCACGAUCGAGCUCCCAGACAGAGACGCUCUGUGCUUCAACAUCAACGACAAACCAGGAACCAUUUUCAACCUGGUCAGAGACCCAGAAUCAGGUUUUGUUGUUAAUGGACAAAUUAUUGGCAAGAAGUUGACAGAUCAUGGUGGAAACAUCAACACCUACUUUGGCCGUUUUGGUAUCAUCCACCAGAAGCUGGGGGUGAGCCUGGAAGUGAGCACUCAGGACAUCUCAGUGAUCCACAAUGGGAAAAAGGCAGAGCUGCAGUGGUCUGAAAUGGCCUCAAUCAAAGAAACAGAUCUGGACCUUAGGUUGACCAAGAACUUCAGUCUGACAGUGACUCUGAGGCACUCAGUGAAAUUUAUGAUCAUUAGACACACUAAGGUCUGGAAGAGGCGCCACGACCAGCAAGACUUCCUAGGUUUCUACACCCUGGACAGCCACCAUUUGUCUGCCUCAGUGCAUGGUCUACUAGGUCAGUUUUACCAUGGGGUUGACUUUGAGGUGACAGACAUACACUCAGAUGAGCUCGAGGAAAAUGAAUAUGCCACCAUGUAUGUGAAGGGGCAAACACUCAAUGUGACCAGGCACUGGCAGAAAGACCUCAGCCAGGAUCUGAAGAAUGGGGAAAUAAUUCCCUGCUGGUUUGUUGAUCGAGAUGGGGCAGGCCUCAUUGAUGACACAGCCUCAGACUACAUUGUGUCAGGGCUUUUUAAGACGACUUUUUGAAUGUUGAAAAUUAAGAUAUCCAAGUGGCAUGUUCAGGGGCCAUGUCAUGAUGGUGCCAGUGCUGUGAGAUGAGAGAGAGCAGAUUUCUUUGAGUCAGUUUACCUUCAUUCACAAAUUACACACACGCAGCAAACUAUAUCAAAACUAGGAUUUUAACAUCUUCAUUAAAUAGUAAAACUAAACACUAAAUCAGCAUUAAACAACACGGUCCAGUUUAUUUGAAUCUUAUCAGUGGUCAUUUACUAGUAUGUGAAAUUUUAACUAGCAAUGUGUACUAUUAUAUAAAUGUUACCUUACAAGAAAAAGUGUUUCACAGAGUAAUGGCUCCCAGUGGGUCUAGCCUCCAGACCAACCAUCACCUCUUAAAUAAGAAAUCACAGAGAGGGAUCUGGCUGCAGACCACAAAUCCCAGACUCCACAUCUCACAGACCAUUACUGUAAGACACUGCAUCUAUCAGAAUGGAAAUACAUGCUAAACUUUCAAAAUUGAAUCGGAUAAAACUUUCAGCUGGGUUAGGGUAAGGGUGAAGGUAAGGGUUAGGAUACCAAAAGUUUAUAGAGUGUAACCCGACCUGCAAAACCUGAUUACAAAUAGUUUAAUAAAGGUAGGUUAACAGUCUGCUUAUAGGAAGAACGCUGCCCUCCAUAAAAACAUUAUAAUAUAACAAACGUAGCUUCCUUAGUUGCAUAAGCUAUGUAGAUAACAUAGCUACAUAGCUCAUGUAGCUUAAGCCAAAGCUUAUGAAGCUCAUGGAUAUACUAACAAAACUGCAAAGCUAACAUUUACUACAUAAGCUUGUUAUCUACAUAAUCUACAUUACUUUAAGCUAUGUUUGCUAAUGCUCAUGUUGCUAAAGCUAACUUAGCUACGUAACAUUAGCUAUGUAGUUGGUGAAGCUAUGUUAGCUUUGGCUAAAGCUAAUGAAGCUGAAGCAAGCAACCGCUGGUGUAUCUACUUCUAAAACAGAUCCAUUCAUAUUUUACCUGUGGGUUAGACCCAUGACAUUUUCUCUGUUUUAUUUAUGUAAUGUUGCUUAGUCUGUAAUGACCGCAGUGUAAUUAUUUUAUGAAUGUAACUGCCAGACUUUGUUUAUGAAUAAAGUUUACCACCACCUCCCCCCAAAAAGAAAAAAAAAAUCUGGAAAAAGUUGUACUGGCAAAUUCCGGCACCUCCAUCCUGACAGAGGAGGCGGUGUCUCACAGCAGCUGUCUGUGAUAGGGGACAUCUGAGAUCUUUAGUCUUUGUCUUGAAGUCAUGACCCACAACUCUGAAAAUUUUCAUUGAAUGAAACACGAGGUAGUUUGGAGCCGUAACGGAACAAACGCAUUUGAACAAAGAGACAGGACAAAACAUACAUUUUUAAAAGAGCAUCAAUACAGGAGCCAGAGAAUAUGUGCAUUCUCUAUGUUUUACUCUUUACUGUGAUCACAUGUAAAUUUCAGUUGUUUUAUGAAGAGCUAAAGAAACUAACACAUUCUCACAGGUGAAACAGCUUUCAUUAUGUCUCUCAAGAUAAUGAGAUAAAUAAGUUGAGAUCUCCUGAAAUAACCUACAUUUCCUGGUUAUGACUUCAAAAUAAAGUACAAUGUAAAUAUACAGCCAUGUGCAUCAGUCCUGGGCAUGUAGAUUGCCAAGGAUUCAUCACGGGGCUUAAUAUGCCACAACCUGGGGCUGAAAAGGAGAUUGGGGCAGCCAGAGUUAAGCUCUACACUUUCACACAUAUGUGUGUUAAUUGGCAGUGAAGGUCAAGCUCAACAGCAUCUCUUUUGUCUGGGCCUUUUCACUUGUAGUAAUAUGCCUGGAGACAGCUGGUGGUUUUUGGGUGCAUGGGACAACCUUAGCAUGGCCAGAGGCCUGUGGCAACCCUACAACCCGCCGGGACAGUACCCCAGGUCAUGCUUACUCACUACAUCCAUCCCUUAAGGCCUUUACACAUUGAGGGCGAUGUAAACAAACAGCACGAAAACUCAGAGUCAAAUUUUGUUGUGCCUUUCCAUGCACAUCUGGAGCAAUGUGAUUUUCCAAAUGAAUUCUACACAUUCUGAAAAUCAUUUGUUCUGCAAAAGUCUACAGUGUGUUUCUCUCUGCCCUCUGAUAAACAGUGAUAUACAGUGUAUUGGAGCAGAAGAUAAAAUGAGGUCUCUGCCUCUCUCUUCUCUUGUCUAUGCGAAAAGGCAUGGGUACACACAGCCAGGAGGUCAGUAUGCUGUUUUUUUUUUCUCGGCAACAACCAGUGUUUUGAUUGGCCAGAUGUGUGCUCAUCUGGAGGUGAACUUUCAAAAUCAACCAUAGUUUGAAACUAGAAUAGCCGCCUGAGGCAGCAGACCCACGCCUAAGCAGCGCCACAGAGGAACUUACGCUCCCAUUGAUUACUAUGGUGUUCAAAAUUUCAAAGUCCGAGAAAAAUAGGUGCGCAGAUCAUCACCAAAAUCUAAUCGA
Molecule: messenger RNA, 5260 nt
Organism: Cheilinus undulatus (humphead wrasse)
Lineage: Eukaryota; Metazoa; Chordata; Actinopteri; Labriformes; Labridae
Product: inter-alpha-trypsin inhibitor heavy chain H3-like
Exons: 24
Coding region: 31-2820 (929 amino acids)
Biological process (GO): hyaluronan metabolic process
Molecular function (GO): serine-type endopeptidase inhibitor activity
Source: RefSeq, a predicted model, not a curated record